AUGACCCACAACAGUCUCAGGUGGUGCAGCCUCAACACUGGCACGUUCUGCGACAACGACAGCAGUUCCAACUACUACAAUGACAGCUACUACUAUAGCGACAGCAGAUCCGACUACUACUAUGACAGCUACUACUACAACAACAGCAGAUCCGACUACUACAACGACAGCUACUAUUACAACAACAGCAGAUCCGACUACUACAACGACAGCAGAUCCGACUACUACAACAACAGCAGGUCCGACUACUACAACAACAGCAGAUCCGACUACUACAACGACAGCUACUACUAUGACAGCAGUUCCAACUACUACAACGACAGCUACUACUAUAACGACAGCAGAUCCGACUACUACAAUAACAGCAGAUCCGACUACUACAACGACAGCAGUUCCGACUACUACAACGAUAGCUACUACUACAACGACAGCAGAUCCGACUACUACAACGACAGCAGAUCCGACUACUACAACAACAGCAGGUCCGACUACUACAACGACAGCAGAUCCGACUACUACAACGACAGCUACUACUACGACAGCAGUUCCAACUACUACAACGACAGCUACUACUAUAACGACAGCAGAUCCGACUAUUACUAUGACAGCUACUACUACAACAACAGCAGAUCCGACUACUACAACGACAGCAGUUCCGACUACUACAACGACAGCAGGUCCGACUAUUACAACGACAGCAGAUCCGACUACUGCAACGACAGCUAUUGCUACAACAACAGCAGUUCCGACUACUACAAUAACAGCAGAUCCGACUACUACAACGACAGCAGUUCCGACUACUACAACGAUAGCUACUACUACAACAACAGCAGAUCCGACUACUACAACGACAGCAGAUCUGACUACUGCAACGACAACUAUUGCUACAACAACAGCAGUUUCGACUACUACGACAGCUACUACUACAACAACAGCAGAUCCGACUACUACAACGACAGCAGAUCUGACUACUGCAAUGUCAGCUACUGCUACAACAACAGCAGUUCCAACUGCUUCAACAACAGCAGAUCCGACUACUACAACGACAGCAGGUCCGACUACUAUAACGUCAGCAGGUCGGACUACUACAACGCCUGCAGAUCCGACUACUACAACGACAGCUACUACUACAACAACAGCAGAUCCGACUACUACAACGACAGCAGAUCUGACUACUGCGACGACAGCUACUGCUACAACAACAGCAGAUCCGACUACUACAACAACAGCAGAUCUGACUACUGCAACGACAGCUACUGCUACAACAACAGCAGUUCCAACUACUACAACGACAGCAGAUCCGACUACUGCAACGACAGCUAUUGCUACAACAACAGCAGUUCCGACUACUACAAUGACAGCAGAUCCGACUACUACAAUGACAGCAGUUCCGACUACUACAACGACAGCUACUACUACAACAACAACAGAUCCGACUACUACAACGACAGCAGGUCCAACUACUACAAUGACAGCAGAUCUGACUACUACAAUGACAGCAGUUCCGACUACUACAACGACAGCAGGUCCGACUACUACAAUGACAGUAGAUCUGACUACUACAAUGACAGCAGGUCCGACUACUACAACAACAGCAGAUCCGACUACUACAACGACAGCAGGUCCGACUACUACAAUGACAGCAGAUCUGACUACUACAAUGACAGCAGGUCCGACUACUACAACAACAGCAGAUCCGACUACUACAACAACAGCAGGUCCAACUACUACAACGUCAGCAGGUCGGACUACUACAACGCCUGCAGAUCCGACUACUACAAUGACAGCAGUUCCGACUACUACAACGACAGCUACUACUACAACAACAACAGAUCCGACUACUGCAACGACAGCUAUUGCUACAACAACAGCAGUUCCGACUACUACAACGACAGCAGAUCCGACUACUACAACGACAGCAGGUCCAACUACUACAAUGACAGCAGAUCUGACUACUACAAUGACAGCAGAUCCGACUACUACAACAACAGCAGGUCCAACUACUACAACGUCAGCAGGUCGGACUACUACAACGCCUGCAGAUCCGACUACUACAAUGACAGCAGUUCCGACUACUACAACGACAGCUACUACUACAACAACAACAGAUCCGACUACUGCAACGACAGCUAUUGCUACAACAACAGCAGAUCCGACUACUACAACAACAACAGGUCCGACUACUACAACAACAGCAGAUCCGACUACUACAACGACAGCAGGUCCGACUACUACAAUGACAGCAGAUCUGACUACUACAAUGACAGCAGUUCCGACUACUGCAACGACAGCUAUUGCUACAACAACAGCAGUUCCGACUACUACAAUGACAGCAGAUCCGACUACUACAAUGACAGCAGUUCCGACUACUACAACGACAGCUACUACUACAACAACAACAGAUCCGACUACUACAACAACAGCAGAUCCGACUACUACAACAACAGCAGAUCUGACUACUGCAACGACAGCUACUGCUACAACAACAGCAGUUCCAACUACUACAACGACAGCAGAUCCGACUACUGCAACGACAGCUAUUGCUACAACAACAGCAGUUCCGACUACUACAAUGACAGCAGAUCUGACUACUACAAUGACAGCAGUUCCGACUACUACAACGACAGCAGGUCCGACUACUACAAUGACAGCAGAUCUGACUACUACAAUGACAGCAGGUCCGACUACUACAACAACAGCAGAUCCGACUACUACAACGACAGCAGGUCCGACUACUACAAUGACAGCAGAUCUGACUACUACAAUGACAGCAGUUCCGACUACUACAACGACAGCAGAUCCGACUACUACAACAACAGCAGGUCCGACUACUACAACGACAGCAGAUCCGACUACUACAACGACAGCAGGUCCAACUACUACAAUGACAGCAGAUCUGACUACUACAAUGACAGCAGAUCCGACUACUACAAUGUCAGCAGGUCGGACUACUACAACGCCUGCAGAUCUGACUACUACAAUGACAGCAGUUCCGACUACUACAACGACAGCUACUACUACAACAACAACAACAGAUCUGACUACUGCAACGACAGCUAUUGCUACAACAACAGCAGUUCCGACUACUACAACGACAGCAGAUCCGACUACUACAACGACAGCAGGUCCAACUACUACAAUGACAGCAGAUCUGACUACUACAAUGACAGCAGAUCCGACUACUACAACAACAGCAGGUCCAACUACUACAACGACAGCUAUUGCUACAAUGACAGCAGAUCUGACUACUACAGUGACAGCAGAUCCGACUACUACAACAACAGCAGGUCCAACUACUACAACGUCAGCAGGUCGGACUACUACAACGCCUGCAGAUCUGACUACUACAAUGACAGCAGUUCCGACUACUACAACGACAGCUACUACUACAACAACAGCAGUUCCGACUACUACAACGACAGCUACUGCUACAACAACAGCAGAUCCGACUACUACAACAAUAGCAGUUCCAACUACUACAACGACAGCAGAUCCGACUACUGCAACGACAGCUAUUGCUACAACAACAGCGGUUCCGACUACUACAACAACAGCAGUUCCAACUACUACAAUGACAGCAGGUCCGACUACUACAACAACAGCAGUUCCAACUACUACAAUGACAGCAGAUCCGACUACUACAACAACAGCAGGUCCAACUACUACAAUGUCAGCAGAUCUGACUACUACAAUGACAGCAGAUCCGACUACUACAACAACAGCAGGUCCAACUACUACAACGUCAGCAGGUCGGACUACUACAACGCCUGCAGAUCCGACUACUACAAUGACAGCAGUUCCGACUACUACAACGACAGCUACUACUACAACAACAGCAGAUCCGACUACUACAACGACAGCAGAUCUGACUACUGCAACGAGAGCUACUGCUACAACAACAGCAGUUCCAACUACUACAACAGCAGGUCCAACUACUACAACGACAGCAGGUCCGAUUACUACAAUGACAGCAGAUCUUACUACUACAAUGACAGCAGUUUCGACUACUACAACGACAGCUACUACUACAACAACAGCAGAUCCGACUACUACAACGACAGCAGAUCUGACUACUGCAAUGACUGCUACUGCUACAACAACAGCAGAUCCGACUACUACAAUGACAGUAGAUCUGACUACUACAACGACAGCAGGUCAGACUAGUACAAAGACAGCUGCUACUACAACAACAGCAGUCCCGACUACUACAACAACCGCAUGUGCCUCAACACCGGCAACAGCAGGUCCGACUAAUACAACGACAGCGGAUCCGACUAUUACAACGACAGCGGGUCCGACUAAUACAACGACAGCGGAUCCGACUAUUACAACGACAGCGGGUCCGACUAUUACAACGACAGCGGAUCCGACUAUUA
Molecule: messenger RNA, 4376 nt
Organism: Siniperca chuatsi (mandarin fish)
Lineage: Eukaryota; Metazoa; Chordata; Actinopteri; Centrarchiformes; Sinipercidae
Exons: 3
Coding region: 1-4164 (1387 amino acids)
Source: RefSeq, a predicted model, not a curated record